Miscanthus lutarioriparius is the source of this 831-nucleotide messenger RNA. The record is from the annotation of a GenBank genome assembly. Lineage: Eukaryota; Viridiplantae; Streptophyta; Magnoliopsida; Poales; Poaceae.
AUGUUGUUCUUCCCACAACCUCCGACUCAUCCAUUGGAUCAUCAUAUUGAGAUUAGUGAAGGGAGUUGUGGCUUGGAGGGUGAACUGGAAAAUGAUGCUAGUUUAGCUGAGAUGAUAGGUGGGCAUGCUGAGUCCCUGCAUGUGCACGAUGCCUCGACUAACGGUAGCAUGUCUGCAGGCUACUUGCGUCCCCUCAAGUGGUGUCGCAUGGAGAGAUGCCCCAACAUUGACACGGUCUUCUCUCCAAAGGUAGACACCUUCUGGGCAUCACAUCUCCUGAUGGCACGUUGCAUCUGGAACAAAGGUUCCCGCUGGCAACCUGAAGAUUCAUUCAGAAGUCUACAACACCUGCACCUGCGCUCCUGCCCAAGGCUCCAGUUCGUGCUACCGGUGUGGAUCCCCUCCUUCCCCAGCCUAAAGACACUGCACAUCAUCCACUGCGCCUACCUCACACACAUCUUCGUGCUGGACGAAGAGUACCCAGAGGAGAUAGGUGUCCAUGGUCUACCGUUCCCGAAGCUGACCACCAUCCACCUGCACGAUCUGCCGAAGUUGAAGCAGAUAUCCGAGGUCAAGAUGCUCGCGCCCGCACUCGAGACCAUCAAGAUCCAGGGCUGCUUUGGCCUGCGCGGCCUUCCGACUGUGGCGGCGCGCAAGCCAGGCGUGGAGAAGCCGAUCGUCGAGAUGGAGAAGGACGUGUGGGACUCGCUUGAGUGGGACGGUCUGACCGCCGACCACCACCCCGACCUCUUCGAGCCUCCAGUGCACUCGCGCUACUACAGGUGGAGCCGCGUCCUGAGAGGCAGCGUGCUUAGGUACGUUCGUUCUUAA